This is a messenger RNA of Ceratosolen solmsi marchali, 628 nucleotides long. RefSeq lists its product as uncharacterized. The transcript is spliced from 4 exons. NCBI's taxonomy places the organism in Eukaryota, Metazoa, Arthropoda, Insecta, Hymenoptera, Agaonidae. The record is from RefSeq and is a predicted model, not a curated record. The coding region runs from base 116 to 628 and encodes 170 amino acids.
AGAAUUAUUAUAUUUUAGGAAUGACUGCAUUUGGUCCAUACGAACAAUAAGUGAAAAAACGAUUAUAAUAGAUUUUAUAACAAAGUCAUUUGUAAUUGUUAUAAGAUUAAAUGAUAUGAAAAAUGCCUUCGUUCAAGAUAUCAAACAAUUAGAAGUUUUCUCACGACUUUCUGCCAAUUCAAAAAAUAAUUUACUAAAAGUUGUACAUAAUCUAUUAUUGUUAAAAUUGAAACCAACAGAAAUGUUAGAAAAAUAUAAAAUGUAUGAACAUAUUUUACCAUUACUAGAAUACAUAUCGAGUGAAGUUAUUUUUGCUAUGAAUUUUAUGUUCGAUCUGAAACGAAUAGAAGCAUUACAUCUAUUAAGCAUAGAUAAUGAAAGGAUAAAUUUUAUGGUAGCAUCUAGGAAGGCAAAUAUAAUAUUAAAAGUCUCAUUAAUAAUAAAGAUUUUUAAAGAAAUCGGUCCAAAUGAUAUUAAUGUAGCAUGCAUUUUAGGUGAUAUUAGAAAAACCGAUAUUAUGCAAUUAAUAAUAAACAUAAAAAGAGAUUAUAAAUUUCUAAGCAGAUAUAUAAAUGAUAUUAAAGACUAUAUUACACUGAUGGAAGAAUCUACAUGUUUAAAUAGAUAA